Molecule: messenger RNA, 1392 nt
Organism: Schizosaccharomyces osmophilus
Lineage: Eukaryota; Fungi; Ascomycota; Schizosaccharomycetes; Schizosaccharomycetales; Schizosaccharomycetaceae
Gene: hmt2
Product: sulfide-quinone oxidoreductase
Exons: 1
Coding region: 1-1392 (463 amino acids)
Cellular component (GO): mitochondrion
Molecular function (GO): FAD binding; sulfide:quinone oxidoreductase activity
Source: RefSeq, a predicted model, not a curated record
AUGCUCUCGAAUCGGAUUUCUCCAGCAGUAAGGUCCUCGAAGGCUUCUGCUUCUUCUUUGGGCGCUUUUGUUUUGGCUCGCUUGGCUCAUACUCAUCACAAAGUAUUGAUCGUCGGUGGUGGCUCUGCCGGUAUUUCUGCUGCCCACCAAAUUUACAACAAAUUUUCAAAGUAUCGUUUUGCCAACGGGGAAGGCAAAGACGCCUCAAUCAAAUCUGGCGAAAUUGGUAUCGUCGAUGGUGCUAAACAUCAUUACUAUCAACCAGGAUGGACCUUGACUGGUGCUGGACUUAGCUCUGUUGCCAAAAACCAGCGUGAUCUCAGUAGCUUGGUCCCCAAUGACAAAUUCAAAUUGCAUCCAGAAUUCGUACAAUCUUUAAACCCCAAGGACAACAAAAUUGUAACUCAAGGCGGUCAUGAAAUCUCUUAUGACUACCUCAUCAUGGCAGCCGGUAUUCACUCCGACUUUGAGCGUAUCAAGGGGUUAAACGAAGCUCUUGACAACCCUUCUGUUCCCGUUACUACCAUCUACUCGGCCAAGCAUGCUGACUCUGUUUUUCCCUUGAUCCAAAAAACUACUUCUGGUACUGCCAUCUUUACCCAACCUAGUGGUGUUUUGAAGUGCGCUGGUGCCCCUCAAAAGAUCAUGUGGAUGGCUGAGGAUUAUUGGCGCCGUCAAAAUGUUCGCAAUAACCUUCAAGUUUCUUUCUACUCUGGUUGCCCCACCCUCUUCUCCGUCAAGCGUUACUCGGAUGCCUUGGAACGUCAAAAUCAAACCCUUCACCGUAAUGUUCAUCUCAACUACAACAACAAUCUUAUAGAAGUAAACGGUAAGGAGCGUAAGGCCGUUUUCCAAAAUACCGCUGACAAUACCACUUUUGAACGCUCUUUCGACUUGUUGCACGCUGUUCCUUUCAUGCGUGCUCACGACUUCAUCGCUAAGAGCGAUCUCGCUGACAACAGUGGCUACGUCGCUGUGAAUCCCGCCACUACUCAAUCGACUAAAUUCCCUAAUGUCUUUGCAAUUGGCGAUUGUUCUGGCCUUCCUACUAGCAAAACAUACGCUGCUAUUACUUCCCAAGCACCCGUCAUGGUUCACAACCUGUGGAGUUUGGUCAACGGUAAAAACUUGACUGCCGCUUAUGAUGGAUAUUCUUCUUGCCCAUUGUUGACCGGCUACGGCAAACUCAUUUUGGCUGAAUUCAAGUACAACCAAGUACCCACCGAAUCCUUUGGCAGAUACUCUCGCUUCCUUGACCAGACUGUUCCUCGUCGUCCCUUCUAUUAUCUUAAGAAGGAUGUUUUCCCUUUUGUUUACUGGAACUUUGCCAUGCGCAACGGUCAGUGGUACGGCAAGCGUGGUGUCUUCCCUCCUCACUUCACCGUCAACUAA